AGGCAGUCCGAGAGAAUGGCUCGUGACGCAUCACGCUGGAGCGUUCUGCCGGGCCUGCUGGCCCUAAUCGCGCUGGCCCCGAUCGUUGCGCCCUUCGCCGCGGCCUUGUCUAAAAACGAUCUGUACCAAUACGAGGGACCAGGUUCCUCCGCCCUCGAGACUGACCCCAACGGAAUGUUAAUGUCCGCCGAGGCGGCCCUCAAGACGCCCAUCGCCUUCUACGACAAAAUUUACAACUCGAUAUUCGUAAAUGGAAAUGGCGUUCUCUCCUUUGCCAGAGCUAUGCAAAGGUUCUUCAAUAUUGCGUUUCCUCUUGACGAUCCCGUCAUCUCGCCUCUCUACACGCACGUCGACACCAGAGCCUCGGGAACAGUUUAUUGGAGCGAAACCGAUUCUCCCGAGAUUCUUGCCAGAGCCGGAGGAUUAGUUCGAAGCGCAUUUAAGGACGCCAUCGAUUUCGUGCCGACGCACGUCUUUCUGGCCACCUGGGUGGACGUUGGCUAUUACAACGAGCGAAACGACAAGGUGAAUACUUAUCAGGUCGCUAUAUCAUCCAACGGCACGCACUCCUUUGUCGAGCUUCUGUAUCCGGAAAAUGGCAUACAGUGGAUUCAGGGUGAAUCGCAUCCAAGCGGGCUUCCAGACGCGAAGGCGCAGGCUGGAUUCAUGAGCGAGGGCAAAAUGUAUACCCUAAGGGGUUCGGGCACGGACCAAAUUCAGAAUGUCGACAAGUGGUCGAAUGUAAACAGGCCUGGCCAGUGGCUGUUCCAAGUCGGUCCGAUUGAGGAAGGCGAAAAUAUCAAGACACCCGACAAUAUUCAAGACACCAUGACCAUGCAUCAAGCGGCCAGCUGCAGAACCGGCGCCACCACUUGCCACAGCAAAGCAAUGUGCAUCGAUCACGAGAUCGGAUUCUGCUGCAGUUGCAAGCAGGGUUAUUUCGGCAACGGGAAAUCCUGCCAGCCAAACGACGUGCCUCUUCGUGUUAUUGGCCAAAUAUCCGGCACGCUCAACGGCGUGGAAUUUCCCGCAAGAGAUCUUCAGUGCUACGUGCAAACCAAAGACGGGCGAACGUACACCGCUUUAUCGAGGGUACCCGAAGAAAUUGGCGCUAGUUUCCAACUUCUGGGAAAUUUAGGCGGCGUGAUCGGCUGGUUGUUUGCGAAACCUAUUAGCGACACCGAAAACGGAUACGAGCUCACAGGCGGCGUGUUCAAUCACACGACGGAACUGUCCUUUCCGUCGACCGGCGACGUAGUGACGAUACGCAGCAAUUAUCUCGGAUUGGACGUCUUCGGUCAGUUGAAGAUGGAAGCGGAGAUUACGGGUACGGUGCCGAAUCUGGAGAGAGACACCAAAGUGGAUUACGGUGAUUACGACGAGCUAUACACUCGCGCCCAACCGGGAAUGAUACGCUCCCAAAGCGAGCACACGAUCAAAAUCACGCGAGGAGGUGACGACGAGAGGGAGAUCGUUUUCACCCUCGAUCAGACGAUCGGUUAUCAAGAGUGUCCGUACGCUAUCUUCGAUCCCGACGACGAUACGACCAGAUUGAAGUUCUUCAGAGGCAUUACCAGUUACGAGAACACCGAAGGCAUCAUCCGAUUUGCCGUCAACACCAAGAUAACACCUCUCGAGGAAGAAGAUCCGUGUAUUCAAGGACGAGAGAGCUGCGGUCCUCACAGUUCUUGCGUGGUUGACGGAGAUAGCUUCAGAUGUGUGUGCAACGCAGGAUACCAGUAUCUGUACGAGGAGAACGGCAGUGCGAUUUGCGUGGAUGUGAACGAGUGCACGGCCGGUAAUCACAUGUGUUCACCGGACGCUCAGUGCAUAAAUCAAGAAGGCAGUCACACGUGCCAAUGCAGACCUGGUUUUACAGGAGACGGUCGAUACUGUGAAAGAUUACCGUCUUGCGAAGAUACUCGCUGCGGAAAUUACGAGCAAUGCGCGAUGAUCGGAGGUGCACCCACGUGCAUCUGCAUGCCCGGAUUCGAGGACACGGAACAGGGUUGUUAUCCUUCUCAACAAGCACCCUGCAACGAGGAGGAUAACUGUUCGCCAUUCGGUAUGUGCAGUUUCAACCCAAAUACGAACAGGAACGCGUGUGUUUGCAUGUCUGGUUAUAUCGGCGAUGGGUACACGUGUUACUCCGAGUCCGAUGCCACCACAACAGACGAACCGCCGCGACCACAGUGCCUGAUUGGGGUAUGUUGGUGUCCGACUGGCUGGGAAUUCCAGAACAAUACAUGCGUAUCGAAGCAAGAGGGAGAGUACACGACGGUUGACUACAACCGAGACUUAUCAGCACGUCCGUUACCGGAAUGCUUCGACGACGUCUGCAUAUGUCCCCUGGGAUACGAUUACGACCAUUUUGGAUUACGAAUUUGCGUUCCUCUGCCAGGAUACCGCCACGACACGAAGGGUCCAUCAGGAUCUAACUUAUCUUGCAACGUGGUGAACAGGUGUCAUCCCUACGCUCAGUGCAUCUACGUGAAGCGUACCGGCUAUUACGAAUGCCGCUGCAACCAGGGCUACAAAGGCGACGGUAUGGAAUGCACCAAGACAGAAGUAUCCUGCUUGGACGUGGACGUCUGCGACCCGAACGCGUCCUGCCAGCACGAGGAGCCGCUUGCAAAGUGCGUGUGCAAUCCAGGAUACAAGGGCGACGGAACAACAUGCAGUCCCAUCGACGAGUGCAACGAGAAUUCUGACUGCGAGGAGAACGAAAGUUGCACCUAUCAUCCCAUAAGCUCGCGUUACGAAUGCACCUGUAAUCCCGGUUAUAGCACGGUGGACGAUCGAUGCGUGCUGUCCGAUUGCUCGACGAAUCCUUCUCAGUGCCACGUGAACGCGCAAUGCGUGUCAUCCGGCGACGGUGGAUACAAAUGUGUCUGCAUAAGCGGCUAUCACGGCGACGGUAUGCGCCAGUGCGUGGAGGACCAUAUCGGAUGUAACGUUUUGAAUAACUGCGGCCGAAACGCAGUCUGCGGAUACAAUCAGACGUCCGCGAAUUUCGCGUGCAUUUGCCAACCGGGUUAUUACGGAGACGGUUUCACGUGUCUUCCGCAUAUCUCGUGCAGACACGACCCGAAUCUCUGUUCCACGGAAGCAAAGUGCGUGACGGCCGGCGAAAAUCAGUUCGCUUGCGUUUGCAACGAGGGUUACGUCGGCGACGGUAUGAACUGCAAACCCCGACCCAAACACGACUCCAACUUUUUGCUUGUUAAUCAAGGAAUGGCCACGCAUCGAAUACCGUUUACGCCCACGCAACAGAAUCCAGGAAAUCCGAUCUACAUAGAUUACACGCAAAUGGCGAUCGCCCUAGAUAUCGAUUGCCUCGCCGGCAAAGCUUAUUCCAGCGACAUAACUGGCAAUAGGAUAGUCGAACUAUCUUAUAAUGGAUCGAUGGCGCAGACAUUUAUUCCGAAAGUUAGCAGUCCCGAGGGAAUGUCGAUUGAUUGGGUCUCGAGGAAUAUCUUCUGGACCGAUUCAGGCAAAACGACCGUCGAGGUUGCCAGUCUUGUGACAAAGAAACGCAAAGUUCUAGUUUCCGAUGGACUGGUCAAUCCGAGGGGAAUAGCUGUUCAUCCAUAUCGGGGUAAAAUAUUUUGGUCCGACUGGAAUCGCGCUUCCCCCAAACUGGAAUGGGCUAACGAAGACGGUACUGACCGAGCAAUCUUCCUUCAGGGUGAUUACGUUAAGCUACCAAAUUCAUUAAGUAUUGAUUGGUCGACGGAUGAGCUUUGCUGGGCCGACGCCGGAACGUUCACGAUAAGCUGUGUCGAAAUAGACAACAAGGAAGUUAACGUCGUCGCCAAUGAGCUUAUUUAUCCGUUUGGCUUGGCAAUCUCUCAGAAUUAUUAUUAUUGGACCGAUUGGAAAACACACAAGAUCGAAGUUGGCAUGAAAACCAAUGGCGAAAGACGCAAGCCGUUGUCUGUUCCACCAGGUGGAAGCGGAAAAUUAUACGGCAUUGCGGUCGUUCCCGAGUCAUGCCCGAGGGUGAGUAACGUGUGCCAGUAUGAAAACGGAAGAUGCAGCGCGGAUCAACUUUGUCUACCGGACGGUCAAGGCGGCAGGACGUGUGCAUGCGCAGACGACGCGAAAGAUCCUUGCACCGACUCCCGUUAAAAGCUGUCUUAGAUCCGUCCAAGAAAGAAGAAAACAGAUUUUCCGAUCCGUCGAUCUCGGAAAAAAAUAAAAAAAAAAAAAAAAAAA
This is a messenger RNA of Pseudomyrmex gracilis, 4218 nucleotides long. It is a transcript of the gene Ndg, whose product is annotated as nidogen-2. The record is from RefSeq and is a predicted model, not a curated record. NCBI's taxonomy places the organism in Eukaryota, Metazoa, Arthropoda, Insecta, Hymenoptera, Formicidae. Bases 16 to 4131 code for a protein of 1371 amino acids. The transcript is spliced from 21 exons. Gene Ontology annotation, biological process: cell-matrix adhesion. Gene Ontology annotation, molecular function: calcium ion binding.